Molecule: messenger RNA, 3750 nt
Organism: Verruconis gallopava
Lineage: Eukaryota; Fungi; Ascomycota; Dothideomycetes; Venturiales; Sympoventuriaceae
Exons: 4
Coding region: 1-3750 (1249 amino acids)
Biological process (GO): phosphatidylinositol dephosphorylation
Molecular function (GO): protein binding; phosphatidylinositol-4,5-bisphosphate 5-phosphatase activity
Source: RefSeq, a predicted model, not a curated record
AUGGAGGGUCAAAACGGAGAGAGCCAGGACAACUCGUCCCUCAAACCCGUGUCCUCACUGCGAAACCACUUCGAGAAUAUGAUCAAGUCGAAACCACACCCGCCGCAACCUUCGCCUGCCCUCGGACCAAGCAAACCCGCGACGCUGAGCGUGCAUGCGGCCGAGUCGUACAGCAGAGGUGCGUCGCUUGACAUACCACGGACAAACCAUGGCUUCGCGGCUGCUCAGCAUCUGCAAUCGGACGCGGACAAGAGCGGUCCUCACUCCCGUUCGGGCACGCCCAAGUUGCGUCCACUGUCUAUGGGCCCUCUCUCACCUCCUCGCUCGCCGCCUCUCGUCACGGUCGACUCGCCCAGCUCGCCUCCGAAACCCUACUCCGUAUCGCGCAGCCCCUUCUUAUCCGCUCAGGCCUCGAAGGAGUCGCUGAAAAAGACACCCUCGUCACGCUCAGGCUCACCCACCAGCGGACUCGCGAGGCCGUUCAAGAUUCCGAGUAGAACCCCGACACCCGCCCUUGAUACGCAUCAUUUUCCUCCACUGGAUGCCUCGCCUUCCCGCACGCCGGCAGGGGAUCCUCAGAAGUCCUCGUCCCCUGAUCACGAACCUCCCCGCAGAGCGUCCCCGCAGCCGCACAUACCGCCUCCGGUCAACCGGGCUGGGAAACCGAAAUCGUUCGGCAAGCCGGCGCAGCAGGAGACCAGGAAGGUGUCUGACUCUCUGGCGCCCAGCGCUGUUUCGGAUAAAGGCAACGAAAGCAUUUCGCCGUUCAGCACACCGCCUAGCGAGCACGAAAGCCCGCACGCUAGUCCCAGCCCUCCACGUAUACCGAACCAUAGCAAGCCGCGUGUGAAUACCGGCAUUGGCAUCCAGGAUGGCUAUUUUUCUGGCGCACGUGUGAAACAGGACAGCAGAGGCUCGCCAGUCGAACCUCCGUCCGCCAUCUCGGAUCAGAACUGGACGGACAAGCUCAAAUUCGCCAACAGGCGAGAUAUGGCCGCUCCACCUCCCAAGUCGUCAGCAUGGACAGAAUCCGUCAGGCUGACAAAUCGGCCGGUUCGUACCUCCGGGCGAGAAUCGCCAGACUUGCCUGAAGAUCGGCCAUCUCUGCCUGCUCGUCACGACAACCAAGCCAUGCAAGCCGGGAAGUCAUCGCCACCGAGGCGACGUCUGCCGCCUCCCCCUCCUUCCGAUCCUCCGAUCCGCAAGUCGAUGGAUGUUCAAUCUACACGGCCGUUUUACGGUCAAAUUUCAGAGAGUCCUGGGAGAGCGUCUAUGGAUACGCUCUCAACGGCAAGGUCGAUGUUUGCAGACGCCAAUGCGAGAUUUCAGCCGCCUCCUAGACGAGCGCAGAUACCCGCGUCCAAUCAUGGCGGCAGCACGUCGGGUGCAAAUCACAGCCAAAUACCAGCCUCACGGCCGUCAUCUGACUAUCGAAGGCCCGAAACGACGUCACGAAUGGCCAAGGUCGCGGAUUCCGUCGAUGACUCUGAGGAAGAAGAUUCGGAACUGCCCACAAUGCAUGGUGCGACUCUAACCGAUUAUCCCGACUCGUCUCAGACGAACCGCAGGCCCCCUCGCUUCCGAAAGUUUGCCCAGACCAUCCAGACCAAGUACGAGACGAAACUUCUGGCAGUCUGCGGGGAGUACAUCUGCACGUCCGGAUACAUCACCAAGGUGUGGAACUUACUCACAGGUGAACUCAUCAUGAGUCUCGUUCAUGGAGAAACGAUCAAGGUCACGGCGAUAGCCUUCAAGCCUGCUACCGACGUAGACGACGAGGGCAAGCGGAUUUGGCUGGGCACGAACGAGGGCGACUUGCACGAGAUUGACAUUCCGUCAGAAAGCUCUACGGCGUUCAAAUCGCGCGCGCACCUGUCAAAAAUCACACGCAUCCACCGCCACGGCUCGGAAAUGUGGACGCUGGACGAGCAGGGCACCCUGUGCAUCUGGCCUCCGGGAGAUGACGGUCUGCCAAGUUUGGAGCUCUCCCCACACACGAUACGUCUUCCAAACGGCGCGACGUAUUCCAUCACUGUCGGAUAUCAGCUCUGGGUUGCUUUCGGUCGCGAGCUCAUGGUCUAUCAGCCUGACAAGACGACCAGGAAGGCGAAUCCGAUCCUCAGCAAGCCGCUUGUGCAGGCCAACGUGGGAGACGUCACUGCGGCAGCCAUCAUCAGCAGUCGAACAGACGUAAUCUACUUUGGUCACGCAGACGGCAAGGUUACAAUGUACAAUUUGAAAGACUAUUCUUUUGCCGGCAUGGUCAACAUAAGCUUGUACAAGAUCAGCUGUCUUGCGGGAGUUGGCGAUCGCCUUUGGGCUGGCUUCAACACCGGCAUGAUAUACGUGUACGACACGACCUCUCAGCCGUGGAAGGUCUUGAAAGAUUGGAGGGCGCACAAAGACACCAUUGCCGGCGUUGUCGUGGAUCGCACCAGCAUCUGGAAACUAGAUCGAUUACAGGUGGCCUCCCUUGGUACGGACAACAAAUUGCAGAUAUGGGAUGGGAUGCUUGAGCAGGACUGGCUCGAGCAGGACAUGCAAAACCACGACAUGGAAUAUUGCGACUUCCGGGAGUUGUCGGCCCUGGUCAUGACCUGGAAUGCCGGUGCCUCGAAACCGAUGCACCUCAAACACGACGAGCAAGACAGCAAUUUCUUCAGAGAUCUGCUGCGUGGACCGAAAGAGCCGCCUGACUUUGUGGUAUUCGGGUUUCAGGAACUCGUGGACCUUGAGGACAAGAAGGUCACGGCGAAGAAUCUGUUCAAGAGCAGUAAGAAGAAGGACAGCUCAGAGAGGGAACACAUGGCGAAGCAGUACCGAGCAUGGCGAGACCACCUAUCGCAGUGCCUCGACAUGUACAUGCCGUCUCGUGAAGCGUACACUCUGCUUCAUUCCGCUGACUUGGUCGGCCUGUUUACGUGCGUCUUCGUCAAGAGCUCUCUACGCUCCAGCAUUUCCGACGUCAGCGGUGCGGAAGUCAAGCUUGGGAUGAAAGGGCGAUACGGGAACAAAGGCGCCCUUCUCGUGCGUUUUUUGAUCGACGACAGCUCCGUCUGUUUCAUCAACUGUCACCUGGCAGCGGGUCAGAAGCAAACGCACCAUCGCAACAACGACAUCGCGGCCAUCAUGGAGGCUGCAGUCUUGCGACCGCUGCCGGACCCUCAAGCCCAGUUUGAUGUCUUCGUCAGCGGGGGCGACGGCUCGAUGAUUCUCGAUCACGAGAUAUGCAUCCUGAACGGCGACCUCAACUACCGCAUCGAUGCCAUGAGUCGUGACAUAGUCAUUCGCGAGAUUCAGGCCGGCAACCUGCAGAGGCUUCUGGAGAAAGACCAGCUGCUGCUGUCGCGCAAGCGGAACCCAGGCUUCCGCCUCCGCGCCUUCCAAGAAAAGGAGCUGACGUUCCCACCAACGUACAAAUACGACGUGGGCACCGACAAUUACGAUACAAGCGAGAAAAGGAGAUCUCCGGCUUGGUGCGAUCGACUUUUGUACAGGGGCAUAGGUCGAAUCAAGCAAACGGAGUAUCGCAGGCAUGAAGUACGCGUUAGCGACCAUAGACCUGUCAGCGGACAGUUCAGGAUACGAGUCAAGACUAUAGAUCGAAGAAGACAGGGUGCUGUAAGGCAAAAGUGUGAGGAAAGGUUCGAAGAUGUCCGACAGAGGAUUGCCCAGGACAUUAAACUCGACUAUCUCGUCUCAGUCCUCGGACUUUCGAAGAAAGAAGCCGAGCGCCUGCUGAAAAAAUAA